AUGUCUCAACCAAAUAAAGAGGCAAACAUCAUUCUUGCGCUUCAGGCCUAUCAGAACAACCCAGAAUUAGGUCUCCAUCGCGCAGCUGAGAUAUACCAGGCCUCCUAUGGUUCACUCUGUCGCCGAACCCAUGGCAUUUCUUCUCGAUACGAUAUUACACCCAAGUCACGGAAACUAUCUGAUCUAGAGGAACAAGCUAUUAUUCGAUUUAUCCUCGACCUAGAUUCGCGAGGAUUUCCCCCGCAACUGCGUGGUAUUGAAGAAAUAGAGCGUCUGAUUAGAUACUCUAUUGCCUAUGUUUCGAAGACUGAGUUCUUCCUGGCCUUUUACGCUGCAUUUCAAGCUACAAUCACGGAGGUAAAUAUUAAGGCAGGUUUUAGAGGAGCCGGGCUUGUUCCUCUUGAUCCAGAAAGUGUGGUCUCAAAGCUUGAUGUGCAGGCGCGGACUCCAAUGCCUUUCGAGGAGGAGGCUAGCCACCCCAACCCUUGGGUUUCAAAGACCCCAAAGACCGUCCUCGAGGCUGAAUCUCAGUCUAAAUACCUUGAAAGACGAAUCAGAAGGCAUCAAAGUAGCUCCCCAGAGUCUAUUCUAGAUUCACUAAAGUCUCUUUAA
Fusarium proliferatum ET1 is the source of this 612-nucleotide messenger RNA. RefSeq lists its product as uncharacterized. The record is from RefSeq and is a predicted model, not a curated record. The coding region runs from base 1 to 612 and encodes 203 amino acids. NCBI's taxonomy places the organism in Eukaryota, Fungi, Ascomycota, Sordariomycetes, Hypocreales, Nectriaceae. The transcript has a single exon.